CACGUGAAGGCAGCAUCAUCACAACCCCUCCGAUGAUGCCUCCUCGUCUCUCAGAUGAACCCUUCACUGUGCCGCGGUCGCCUCCUCGUUAUUUCGGAUCGCUUGUACGCUUCACUACAGAGCACCACCUGAAUCCCCCACGGUACCCGGAAGAGACCCUCUAGACCCCGGUGGAGACCGGACUCCGAAGCGGAGCUGGAGAGGAAGCUGGAGCCAUGGGUUUCUCCUCCAGCCUUGGAUGAUCUGAACUAAGCUGGACCCACAAGACUCAGCCAAGCGGCCCCUGCCCACAGCGGGGGCUCCCCUCUCCCCGUCGCCCUACCCAGCUAUGGCAGGCUUCAAGCGGGGCUAUGAUGGCAAGAUUGCUGGCCUGUAUGACCUGGACAAGACGCUGGGCCGUGGCCACUUUGCCGUGGUCAAGCUGGCGCGCCACGUCUUCACGGGGGAGAAAGUGGCAGUGAAGGUGAUCGACAAGACAAAGCUAGACACUGUGGCGACAGGCCACCUCUUCCAGGAAGUGCGCUGCAUGAAGUUGGUCCAGCACCCCAACAUUGUGCGGCUGUAUGAAGUGAUAGACACUCAAACCAAGCUUUACCUCAUCUUGGAGCUCGGCGAUGGAGGGGAUAUGUUUGACUACAUCAUGAAACAUGAGGAGGGUCUGAAUGAAGAGCUUGCGAAGAAAUAUUUUGCCCAGAUUGUCCAUGCUAUCUCCUACUGCCAUCGGCUGCAUGUGGUGCACAGGGACCUCAAGCCAGAGAAUGUGGUGUUCUUUGAGAAACAAGGGCUGGUCAAGCUCACAGACUUUGGAUUCAGUAACAAGUUUCAGCCGGGGAAGAAGCUAACAACUAGCUGUGGAUCUCUGGCGUACUCUGCACCGGAAAUACUGCUGGGUGAUGAGUAUGAUGCUCCAGCCGUAGAUAUCUGGAGUCUCGGUGUGAUCCUCUUCAUGUUGGUAUGUGGCCAGCCCCCCUUCCAGGAAGCCAACGACAGCGAGACUCUCACUAUGAUCAUGGAUUGUAAAUACACUGUACCGGCUCACGUCUCCAGCGCCUGCAAAGAUCUGAUAGACCGCAUGCUUCAGAGGGAUCCCAAGCGACGGGCUUCCCUGGAGGAGAUUGAGAGCCAUGCGUGGCUGCAGGGGGUCGACCCAUCCCCAGCCACCAAGUACAACACUCCCCUGGUGUCCCACAAGAACCUGUCAGAGGAGGAACACAACAGCAUCAUCCAGCGCAUGGUGCUCGGAGACAUCGCCGACCGAGAGGCCAUAGUGGAAGCCCUGGAGACUAACAAGUACAACCACAUCACAGCCACGUACUACCUGCUGGCAGAGCGCAUCCUCAGGGAGAAGCAGGAGAAGGAGGUGCAGACUCGCUCAGCCAGCCCCAGCAACCUCAAGGCCCACUUCAGGCAGUCGUGGCCCACCAGAGUGGACAUGCACCAGGACAUCGAGGACAGCCUGGCAGCGUCCUCCAUGUCCCAUGCUGGAGGCCCCCAGUCCCCGGCCCGCAGCGCAGAGAACCUGCUAAACGGACACCGCUCCAAAGGCUUAAUGGAGCUGGGCCGCCGUGAGGACACCACACUGAGGGACUCGGCACAGGGAGCCACAUCUGCUGUGUCGGGCCCUGCUUCUGCUGGCUCUGGGACCGCCAGGGCCCCCACAGCGUCCACCUCAACAGCAGCCAAGCAGCGCAGCUGCCUGUUCAGGGUGGAGGAGGAUGAAGAGGAGGAGGAAGACCCGGCUCCCCUUCCAACCCAGGUGAUCCUGAGGCGUAAGCCCCCCUCCAUCACCAACCGCCUCACCUCCAGGAAGAGCGCCCCUGUGCUCAACCAGAUCUUCGAGGAGGAGGGCGAGUCUGAUGACGACUUUGAGCAAGACGAGGGCCUUCCCCCCAAACUCAGCCGUCUGAAGAUGAACAUGGGGGGGACCGCCGGGGGCCUGAGCGCCGCCGCCGCCUCUUCGUCUCCCAGCUCCACACAAAAGCGCUACCACCGCCGCAAGAGCCAGGGGAGGGGCUCGUCGUGCUCCAGCUCAGAGACCAGCGACGACGACUCGGAGAGCCACCGCCGGCGGCUGGACAAAGACUCGGGCUUCAGCUACAGCUGGAACCGGAGGGACAGCAGCGAGGGGCCGCCAGGCAGCUCGGGGGGAACCGGGGGGGGCAGCAGCUCGGGGCAGGGGGGCGGGGCCUCCGGGCCAGACAGGGGGAGUCCUCCUGCAGGGGGCGGGGGCGGAGGGGGAGGGGAUGAGGGUGGAGGGGGCAGCGGGGGAGGAGGGGGGGGAAAUAAAGGACAGGACAGUCCCUCCAGCUGCUGCUGCAACAACAACAACAGCAGCAGCCCCACCCCCAGCUCCCUGGCACGCCCGUCCCGCGCGGCCAGCCGCGGCGGCGAGCUGGUGGAGAGCCUGAAGCUGCUGAGCCUCUGCCUCAGGGGACGGGGGGGGCAGCUGAGCAUCGACCCCGGCAGCCUAUCAGGAGGUAGCGUGAAGAUCCAGGAGAAAUCCGCCUGGAGGAUGUGCAUCAGCUCCACCGCCCAUCCCACCACCGCCCCCGCCCCCGCCCCCGCCCCCGCCCUGCCACGUACCCACGCAUCGCACCCCCAGCGCAGAACAGCAGCGCCCACCCCCCACCGCGCAAGGGACGCUCCCAGCAGCCUGAGGGCUCUGAAAAGCAGCAUGCUCCAACUACCUCUGUGUGAGAAGAUCUCUGUGAACAUCCAGGGGGGGGGCGGCGGGCGGGACGGCCUGCUCUGCUCAGUUGCGCCUGCUAGCUGCUGCCACGUCAUCUGAAGCUCCGCCUCCAGGGUCACAGAAGACAUCACUUCCUGUUGAGCUGUCCCCUCCAUCACGCCUGCUGUCUGUUUCCAUCUCUGUGACCAGUGGUCUUAUAUGUUGUAUAUUUUAUUUUUUAUUAUCUUAAUUCAUCUUCAAACGAGGAAGGUUUGACGUGAUGGUAGCUGGGAAACAUCAAGUCAAUGUCAACGUCAAUGUUUUUCCAUUUUUACCAUUUUAACGUGACAUGUUAGUUAGCCGGCUGCUGGAUCAUAAACGUUUUUAUGAAUCUGACAGGAAAGCUUUUAGUUCGGACUCAUAUUGCACUCAGACAAUCUGUUUGUGGUUGUUUUUAAAAAUGAUUUCUAAUGAUUGGAACCCUUUAAACGUGGACAGCAACACAGCUUCAUGUAACCCGGAGCUUUACUCCUCUGUAGCAAGAUCACGUGUGACGAUGUUACUGACCAGAUACUUCAGAUGAGCUAUUCUUAUUUUUUAUGCUUUUACUGUGUUGCUGUAGUUGCUGAUGGAGAACAUUAGUUGUGUGAUCCGUUCAGUCCGCCUGCACCACAGCGUAGCACCACGUGUGCAGUGUUUGUAUAUACAGGAUGUAAAGUUUAUUUUUAAAACUUGUACAUUUCUGCUGUUUGAGAAAGUGGGCGGGCCUGUGUGACUUGUCAUUGGUCAGAUGAAGUGUGUGUGCAGGAAGGAAAGAUCACCACUUUAAAGAGAUGGAAGAUGGAAAGGGCAAACUCUUCGGGCAUUGGCAAUAAGCUUUGCAGUGUGUUGUAGCUAUCUGUACAGAAUAAUUUUAUUAGUUUAAUUUUUUAAAUUCCAGUCAAAAAAAAGCUGUUUCAUUCUCUCUCUGCUUGUUGUCUGACUUUUCUUUUACAAAGCAAAUGUAAAUAGAGUUGUAAAUAUGGUGCUCUUUUGCUCUCUCUCUCUAUAUCUAUAUCUGCCCCCCCGAACAGCGAGUGGACUCUUUGGUGCAUAGCUGUACAGUAUCUAGCCUUAUGAUAAGUAGUCCUGCUGUAUGGCUGUCUCAGCUCCAACAUGCUGUCAGGUGGGUUUGACUGUUGUCUUACUCAGCUGGAUCCAGGUGAAUGACAUGUGCAUGUGUUUCAGUGUUUGAGACAAUCAGCCACUGAAAUGUUUCUGGACCAAAAAGGAAGAAAAAAAGAGUUUGAACUGACAGAAAUAUUCAGUGUAUUAUUCUGUAGUUGAUACCUGUUGUCAGAAGUUACUUAUAGCUAUGGUAAUAUCAAAAAUAAAAUGUGGAAUACUGUCUCCUACAA
Etheostoma spectabile (orangethroat darter) is the source of this 4065-nucleotide messenger RNA. RefSeq names its product SNF related kinase a (gene snrka). Bases 329 to 2788 code for a protein of 819 amino acids. Gene Ontology annotation, biological process: intracellular signal transduction; protein phosphorylation. Gene Ontology annotation, molecular function: protein serine/threonine kinase activity; ATP binding. The transcript has 8 exons. The record is from RefSeq and is a predicted model, not a curated record. Gene Ontology annotation, cellular component: cytoplasm. NCBI's taxonomy places the organism in Eukaryota, Metazoa, Chordata, Actinopteri, Perciformes, Percidae.